CUCUGUUUCAGGGUCCACAUAUCACAGCUUUGCUUGCUAUCAAUCCCAUAAACCUCAUAAAUCUUGUCAGCUUGCAGUGAAAGCAGCUAGUUACUGCUUCACCCUGAACCUGGUUAGCUAGCUGAGCGACCAGCGCAUCGAGCAUUUUAGACUCCAAACAUAUCCCUCGUCAUUGCCCAGUCUACACUACACCACGUGGAGCACCGCCCAGAACCCAGCAACCAGAGCAGGCCACGCGCACGCAAGGCUUGUUCGUAUACACAGUGUUCAUCCCUUCUGCUGUUCCUGACGCUAGACAAGCAUGGCCACAACCGAAGCCGCGUCGAGACCCCAUGGUACGUCUUUGUACAUGCUGCACAGCCAUUGCCGCGCCAAACAUAGCUCGUGAUUUCUUUCUUAUCUUCUUGUUUACACCCCUCCCACAUCCACAACUCGAACCCUACUAAUGCGCGGUUUGAAAGACCGGCAGACCACCCGCAAGCGGCCCUUUGCGGGCUGGAUGAGACGGCUUGCGAACCUCAAGCCCUCGUCUUCAGAUAAUCAGAACGGCACUGGAAAGAAGAGCAAUGGUGCUGCAAAGAAGGCUUCUGCGAAGAACAACCCAUACCCAGAGUCCGGCCACAUCAAUCCGGAUGCGCCGGGUCGCCUCUCCUAUUCGACGCCCGACACGCCGCAAUCUCACGAGAGCUUUACAUCGGCCGAAGAGGCCGCAGCCGCACAACAGCGCCAACAUGCUAAGAGCACGAGAUCCAAUGCGCCAACCGUGGCGACUAUGCCAGAGACAGUGCACUCCCAGCGGUCAAAGGCAGAGACAGGGAACACCAAUCAGAAUGGCGGCAGUACUUUCUCGUCGCCCAAUGGGUCAGAGCACUCUCUCACCACCACAUUGACAACCAUACAGUCCAGCGCACCCUCACAUAUCCUGGGCGCAGGCCAGACAACCCAGCCCGCUGCGACAACGAGUGCCCCGCCCGUGCACUUCUCCCACCAAUUCCCCACCUCCCCUCCACCAUCGGCCAUUCCGCCUCAUCUGGCCCCUCAGCAGGGUCCCCACUCCUACCAUGCUGCGACAGCGAACAACGUGCUCACAGACGACGCCUCCAUCUUGACACUCGCAUCGUCCUCGAAACGUCGCCGGCGCAACUCCCUCGACACGAACGCCUCGGUGCGUGCAAUGGCGCCCUCGUCGCAUUAUGGAGGCAGUCGCGAGUCGUUACCGCUCAGUGUUCUGUCUGGCAAUGUGGACACCAUAUACUCAGCCUCAAACAGGCCUAGCAACGUCAAUGGUCUCUCGAAUGCCAAUGCAGAGCGGGCGAGCGUCUACUCUGUAUCUGGCGCAACAGCUCCAGUCCUGAGCAGUGAGCGCAACAGCUACUACGCAAACAAACAGGCCGACGGGCUCAGUGUACGAAGUGGACUGCUAGGUCAUGGCCGCACAGAUAGUAUCAGCAGCAUCAGGGCUAUGCACACCGCCAGCCCCCUAACAAGCCCCCGUGAUCCUCCUCUGGCCACAAAGCUGAGCCGACGAAGCUCUGAAUGGAUUCCAGAUGCUGGAGAAGCGAGUGACGAAGAUGAGGAAGAAACACCUGCAGCAUCCAUGCUCAAGGAGGAAGAGGAAGAAGAGAAGGAAGUCGGAAGGCCGCUUCGAUAAUAAUUACAUCGAAGCCUAUAUGACAGGCGUUUGCGAGGA
Macroventuria anomochaeta is the source of this 1690-nucleotide messenger RNA. RefSeq lists its product as uncharacterized. Bases 446 to 1651 code for a protein of 401 amino acids. Lineage: Eukaryota; Fungi; Ascomycota; Dothideomycetes; Pleosporales; Didymellaceae. The transcript has a single exon. The record is from RefSeq and is a predicted model, not a curated record.